Triplophysa dalaica is the source of this 3875-nucleotide messenger RNA. It is a transcript of the gene spon1b, whose product is annotated as spondin 1b. Gene Ontology annotation, biological process: cell adhesion. The record is from RefSeq and is a predicted model, not a curated record. Lineage: Eukaryota; Metazoa; Chordata; Actinopteri; Cypriniformes; Nemacheilidae. Gene Ontology annotation, cellular component: extracellular matrix.
CCCGGCUGUUCAAACAUCGUCUCCCUCUCUCUCUCUCUCUCUCUCUCUCUCUCUCAUCUGAGGAUGAAUGUCAGUCUUUGGCAUGUGUGCGUGUCUACAGUUUGUUUAAAGUCUGCCGGCUGAAUCUUUAUUGGUUAUGCUGUUCUCUAUUGGUCUGCGCUCGGUUAUCACGGAGACCAAAUAGGCAUUUUUCACAGUGUGAGUAAAGUCAACAUCAGUCUCGCGCUCCGCUGCAACGGGACUAUCAGCCGUCUGCGAUCUCCACAUUACUCGCUCUGCUGGAAUGGAUACGGUGUCUUUUCUCUGUUUCAUUCCCUAAAUGGACCUCAAAAUAGACAAGUUCCGUCGAUUCACGCAGCAUUGGAUGUUCUGUUUGUGUUGAUCGUCUUUUCCCGUUGUUUGACGGCUGGUGCCUACGAUCGCAAACUUGUGUUUGAAUAGCCAAGCGCACAGGCGACAAUGGGUGCGAUGGAUAGAGACGCGUUGGUUGCGCUGUUCAUUUUCUUCAGCGUGGUUUGCGCGCAUACGGACGCGUUCAGGAAAGAGACCGCGGAGAGAGAGUCGAGGUCGGAUGGUUACUGUCCAAUCUUACGGACGCAGACGCGCGGCGCUCGCAGAAACGGACAAAACGAAUUUCGGCUCAGAGUUGAAGGAGAUCCGGAAACUUACCAGGCGGGGAGCAUUUACAGAGUGAGUUUGCAUGCUUCCAGUCCAUCUUACUUUCGUGGAUUUACCCUCAUCGCGCUGAAGGAAGGAAGGGAGGGUGUCAGGCCUGAUGAUUAUGCGGGCACUUUCAAGCUCAUCGAUGAAAGCGACACUCAGUUCAUGACCAACUGCCCCCCGGCCGUCACUGAGAGCAUCCCUAGGAGACGCAUGAGGAUACAGGUGUUCUGGACAGCGCCACCUUCUGGCAGCGGCUGUGUCACCCUCAAGGCCAGUGUUGUGCAAAGAAGAAUCAUUUUCUUCCAAGAUGAGGGCUCUCUUACCAGGAGAUUGUGUGAGAAAGAUCCAGGUGCAGCCACCGAGAAACCAGUUCAAGAGUGCUGCGCUUGUGGAACGGCAAAGUACAGGGUCACUUUCAAUGGAAACUGGUCUGAGAAGGCGCAUCCUAAGGACUACCCAAGACGUGCGAAUCAUUGGUCGGCCCUCAUUGGUGCAUCUCACACGAGGAGCUACGUGUUAUGGGAGUACGGAGGUUUCGCCAGCGAAGGCGUCAAACAGGUCGCGGAAUACGGAUCACCCGUCAAAAUGGAGGAAGAGAUUCGGCAAAAGGGUGAUGAUGUGAUGACAGUUAUCAAAACUAAAGCCCAGUGGCCCGCCUGGCAACCUCUUAAUGUACGGUCCGCGCCCUCGGCGGAGUUCUCAGUGGACCGAUCCCGUCAUCUCAUGUCAUUCUUGACCAUGCUGGGCCCCAGUCCCGACUGGAAUGUGGGAUUGUCUGGGGAGGACCUCUGCACCAAAGACUGCGGCUGGGUGCAGAAACUGGAGAAGGACCUGGUGCCGUGGGAUGCUGGGACUGACAGCGGGGUCACAUAUGAGUCUCCCAAUAAACCCAGUAAUCCUCAGGAGCGCAUCCGGCCCCUCACCAGUCUGGAUCAUCCACAAAGCCCCUUUUACGACCCAUCUGGUGGCCCUAUCUCACCUUUAGCCCGAGUGGUGGUGGAGAGAAUUGCGAGAAAGGGAGAACAGUGCAACACCGUCCCCGACACCAUAGACGAUAUCGUCGCUGAUAUCGCUCAGGAGGAGACGGAGGAACGAGACAACACUCCAGACACGUGCAUCUACUCCAACUGGUCUCCGUGGUCGGCUUGCAGCUCGUCCACCUGCGAUAAAGGUCGGAGGAUGAGGCAGAGGAUGCUAAAAGCCCAGCUGGACCCCAACACGCCCUGCCUGCACACACAGGACUUUCAGCCCUGCAUGGGGCCCGGCUGCAGCGAGGAGGAGGCGUCCACAUGUAUGAUGUCAGAGUGGAUCAGCUGGUCUCCGUACGCCUCGUGUGGCAUGGGCAUGCGGUCCAGAGAGAGAUAUGUCAAACAGUUCCCAGAGGACGGCUCCAGAUGUACAUUGCCCACCGAGGAGACUGAAAAGUGUGUGGUCAACGAAGAGUGCUCGGGCAGCAGCUGUGUGGUCACAGAGUGGGGCGAGUGGGAACCGUGCAGCGUGAGCUGUGGAUUUGGAAUGAGAAGAAGAGAGCGCAUGAUGAAGAUGGAAGCCUCAGAUGGCUCGCCCUGCCUCGCACAGCUAGCCGAGGUUGAGAAGUGCAUGAUGCCUGACUGCAAUGCUGUGGUGUGUAUGCUGUCUCCAUGGUCUGAAUGGAAUGAGUGCAGCGUGUCUUGCGGUAUGGGUAUGCGUUCCCGUCAGCGGAUGCUGAAGACGCCCGUGGAGCCCAGUCUGUGCCCAGAUGAGCUCGAGCAGGUUGAAAAGUGUAUGCUUCCUGAAUGCCCCACAGACUGCAUGCUGUCAGAAUGGUCAUCUUGGUCUGAGUGUAAUAAGUCCUGCGGGAAGGGUCACAUGAUCCGCUCACGGAUGGUCAAGCUGGAGCCUCAGUUUGGGGGCAUGCCGUGCCCGGAGACGGUCCAGAGGAAGAAGUGCAAGAUCCGCAAGUGCACGAAAGGUUCCCGAGCCAGCGACAAAAAGAAGAGACAGGAAGUUUCGGCGAGGAAACAAGUCAAGCAGAGACGAGAUUCUGUGGCGGAGGAGAGCACAGCCUGUCCGAUGGCCAGAUGGAGCAACUGGAUGAGAUGUACCAAGCCCUGUGGAGGGGGAAUCCAAGAGCGCAUGUUGAUUUUGCCGAAGAAGGCCAAAGGCGCAGAGUACAACCACUGCAAAAACUUAAAGGAGAACCGCGCUUGCAACAUGCACCCGUGCUAAAGUGACUCUGUAUUACUGUCAUACACACCCUGUCAUAGUCAAACUGUCUCAGCUUAUCAAGAGGCUGAAUGGAGCGGAAAUAGUGUAGUUUUAACAGAGUGUUUCCAGCAGAGGGGGCUGGCGAGAGUGUGUGUUCCACAGUUAGAGCUUGUAGGAUUUUAGAAGUACACAAUGUGGACCAGGCCUGUUAUCCGUGAUAGUUUUAGUUGCCUUUUUAGUGGGCGUAUAUACUGUAUAAUGUAUAACCAACACUUUUCAGUACAACUUCACAAUCUUACACUUAAACAUCAGCGUACACUUCUUUUUUUAACAGUUAUUGCCGUUCAAUCAUUAGAGGUCUAAACAGAUGCAAUAUACAUACAGUACAAAUAAAGGUAGCAUUUUUUGAUGGAAAACUUUUUUGUGAAUUUUUUUGCGAGUCAAUGCAAUAGAUGUGUAUAAGGGAGGAAAUGUUCUAUUGGACCCGUUUUGUAAUACAAAGUCGAAAACAGACACAAUUCGCCACCUGUAUUGAGCGAUAUCAGGGUGGGUCACCCACAAUCGAUGCCCACUUGAUUUGUACAGUAAGCAUUUGGUGAAGAUGGGGUGAUUUUUGUUGUCAGCUGUGCAAUUGGAACACCAUGUGUGGUUUUGACUGAACAUCCAGUUUAAGCAUUGGCCUACGGAACUUUAAAGCACAGUUGAUCGUAAAUCGUGAUAUAUUUACAGAGUUUAAAAUAGAUUUGUGACUUUUUAUCGCAUUGUUAGAUGUAUAAUAGGCUAAUGUAAAAAAUACUAACCGAUCUAUAGGAUUAAAGGCCUUUGAAUUAGACAUUUUAUUACGUUUACCGUGGAAUUUUGAUAUAUUCAGCUUCAGAAAGCCUUGCCAAAGUCAUGUGUGGAUUUGAAUCCAUUUUUUCACAUUUCUCUCUCCCUUGUUUUCUUUCUGUACCACUCAUUCCUUCCUCUACAAUAUUCUACUAUUUUGGAAUAAAUCUCCUUUACAAUAAAAGUUUAUGUGAUUA